This is a messenger RNA of Ascoidea rubescens DSM 1968, 945 nucleotides long. It is a transcript of the gene PRP38, whose product is annotated as U4/U6-U5 snRNP complex subunit PRP38. The transcript has a single exon. Lineage: Eukaryota; Fungi; Ascomycota; Saccharomycetes; Ascoideales; Ascoideaceae. The coding region runs from base 12 to 656 and encodes 214 amino acids. Gene Ontology annotation, cellular component: precatalytic spliceosome. The record is from RefSeq and is a predicted model, not a curated record.
AGAAAUUGCAAAUGAGUGAAUCAAAAGCCCAAGAUGACUUAGUAAUUUACUUGGAUAGAGGUCUUUCUAAGAACGCUGAGCUUAUUCAUGGAGUCAAUCCCGUUUUAUUAUUUGAAAAAAUCAUCAGAGAAAGAAUUUUGGAUACAAUUUACUGGAAAUUGAAUUGUUUUGGAUUAACACCGUUAACUAUUCUUGACAAAGCAGUUAAGAUCAAAAUAAUCGGUGGACAAGAUUCCAAUCAAAGACCCUCACACUUUCAAUGUUUAUUGUUGAAAUUACUUCAAAUACAUCCAUCAAAGGAGAUAAUCUCGGAAUAUAUUAACCAGAAACGGUUUAAAUAUUUGACGUGUCUAGGCUUGAUGUAUGCUCGAUUGUGUUUUGAUUCAAUAGACGUUUACGAAACAUUGGAGACCUAUUACAACGAUUACAGAAAGGUGAGGUUUAGACCCAACCAUGGUUCACCGGUUAUGUUGUAUCAUAUUGAUGAAUUUGUCGAUGAGCUUUUGACGAAAGAAAGAGUCUGUGAUUUGAUUUUACCCAGAUUGCCUAAUAGAGAAUUCUUAGAAGACGAAAAGGAUUUAGAACCAAGAAAAAGCACAGUAGAAUUGAAUAUCGAGUCUGAGUCUGAGCCCGGAUCUGGAUCUGGAUCUGAAUGAAGUCUCAACUACAUUGAAUCUUAUCCAAGAGCAAUGGUCUUAUUGUCACCAUCUCGGUUUGUUUGUGGAAGCACCAAAAACCUCAAAAAGGCUCUGGCUUAAUAGAUCCACCAUAACGGAUUCUCAGCCAUUGCGCGCAAUCACACAUAAACACGCGUGUUUAUGCAUGAAGAUACGCUUUUACUAAACAUGUAAACAUGUGAUUUCAUUGGCUUUCGAGCGAGAUUUUUUUCAGCUCCAAAACAACCUUUGCACUACAAUUGUUGAGCCAGUUAUUUACAAAAUCCAG